Messenger RNA from Rhagoletis pomonella (apple maggot), 4334 nucleotides. RefSeq names its product putative GPI-anchored protein pfl2. The record is from RefSeq and is a predicted model, not a curated record. Lineage: Eukaryota; Metazoa; Arthropoda; Insecta; Diptera; Tephritidae.
UUCAAAGUACACACACAAAAAAUUGACCGAAUGUAGACGAGGGAAAAGCUUAAAAUUUUCCAAUUAAAAAUUUAUUAAUCGGCGCAAACAUUUAAAUUCAGCAAAGAGCAGUGAAAAUUACCAUUCUUUAACACGUUUAAAUAAAAGCAAGCAUUUUUAUCAAUAAAUAUACUGCGUUUCUGAAUAAAAUGAGUACAGUAGAUGCAAGUGGAGGAACUGGAGGAGGGGGCGCCCCUGGGCCGGGUGGUGGCAAUGUAGGGGGCGGAGGUGGUGUUGGAAGCGGGGGAGGCCCAGGUGGUGGCGGCGGUAGCGCAAAUAGUGGAGCCCUAAACUCCGUUGUGGCUGGCAUGGGUUCAACACAGGCGCCAACGGGAGAAGCUCAUAAAAACUUUAAACCCCAUUACAUAGUACAACCUAACCUCAAUCAUCAAUACCAACAACAAUAUCAACCAUCAGGGCGUCCAACAGCAUUCGCCAUUCAAUCACCAACAACAACAACUACAACGAUAUCAACAGCUACAUUUUCAAGCAAUCAAGAAUCACAUAACCAACAUUCCGAUUUACCCGAUCCCAACACAAUAACCUCAUAUUCUAAUUAUUUAUAUACUCCCCCUACCCAUCCGCCUGUACACACAACACAUUUGCUCCCCAGCGAUAUUCAUACAUAUCACCCCCCCAGUCAGUCACAGUCUCACAAUCAAACCCUUAAUAUAUAUGCUCCUAUGCAGUAUAAUAAAUCGCCACAUAUCCAACCAUAUUCUUUUGAUCCAGUUGCAGCUAAAAUUUCCCAUGUCAAGACAACACUGGAUGGUAAUCUGGUGAACACCAGCUCAACUAGUGGUAACAGCAUGCAAAUGGGCGGCGGCAACGUAAGUGGUGUUAGCACCAUAAUGACUAGUAGCAUUUCAACAGCUGGAGCCAUUAAAAUGACGACAGCCGGUGGAGCAAUAGCGACUUCUAUAGGAGGCACGCCAAUUGCACUUAAUGUAGCACAGUCGCCCACAGCUAUACGCACCAUUGGCGCAGGCGGUCAAUCGACGCAGGUGCGUGUUGUUAUGCCCACCAAUAUUAUACCAAUCAAGCAGUUUGAAGGAGCUGCCGGUAUCGGACGUACGCAGAUUACCGCCAUACCAGCGGGCGUAGCGGGUGCCACUUCUCGCACUGUUUCCAAUACAUCCAUAACAGUGACAAGACCGCUAACUCAAACCACCUACUUUCCACGUGCUAGCGUUAAUGCAACUCAGAUGACAGCCGUAGGCUCGGGACAAAGGCUUGUGACGCCAAUUCGCACUGGCCCGAAUCCUGUCUCAAUGAGUGGUGGUGCUACGGUAACCGGGCUAACAACAACUGGAGGAUUUGUACGGGGCACUGCUGCCACUAUGAACCGUAACACAUCAUCACCGGCUACAUCGGUUAUAUCGCCAGCGACUAGCACAACUUGGAUGCAAACAAACACGGGCGGACAAGUGCAACUCAUACGAUCGAUACCGCAGCAAACACAAAAGCGUAUUAUCACCGCGCAAGGUAUGACCACAAGUACUGGCUCCUAUGGCGGCGCCAACAUAGCUGGUGGAAUGGGUACAGCGGUGGGUGGUACAGUAGUCGCUGGUACACCGCCGUCAGUUGUCCAGACUGGUUGCGGCAACCAAACACAGAACCAAACGAGCGUACCAGGCGGACAAUCUACUGUACAAGCAGUUUCUUCAUCUGGCGUUUCGCAUAGUCAGCCGCAAUCACAACAGCAACAGACCUACGUUGCCACGUUGGCCACUGUGUUACCACCACGUCAGCAUCAAGCCACACUGGUUUACUCUUCAAAUGUAGCAGCCACUUCACAACCACUCACACAGCAGCCACAACAAUUUAACCCCUCCGUAGCUCCAGGCCAACGUCUUGCCGUUGCCACACAACUCUCAGCUUCAGCCACGUCCACCACUGGUACAGCUUCGCGUCAAAUACGCCCGAUACCAUUACCGAAAUCCUUUUCCGCAGCCAAACUAAAUACGACAAGCAUUAGUAUACGUUCUCCCAACAUGACAUCUACGCUUCAACAAGUUGGUAGUGGUGUUACAGGUGGCGGAGUAGGUUCUGUGGUUGCGUCGAGCAAUAUGACAACUACCAAUUCGUCACGCAAUACCACAAUGGGUGGUGUAACAACCGGUGUUGGCAACAAUGUUAUACCAACGGCGAAUCUGCCUACUACGCGUAUUAUACAAUUGCAACAACCAGCCGGUGGGGCGCAGCCUAUCAUUGGCUCGACUGGACGUAUAUCGGGGAAUGUGAUGUUCCAACCAAUCAUUGUGAACACUGGUAAACUAGUGUCUGGUAUACGCCAACCGGUCUCGAUGACUCCCAAACCUUCGCUUACUAUCACACCGUUCGGAUUGGGUAAGCUGCCCGCUGGCAAUGGUGGUAAUACUGCCCAGAUAGGUGUUAAUUUGGCACAGCAACAAAGCGUAAGCACCAGCAUACAAUCGUCCUUGGGUAGUAGCAGCAGUUUGAGCGCAAAUGUUGGUGGCGUUGCAGGUGGCAAUAAUUCAUCCGCCCUAUCUGCAAACACACCCACGUCGAGCAGCGGCGGUAGCGUCGCCAAUCUAUCAACCGCACAACUUGUGAAUGUGUCGCAGGCUGCAGCCGCCGCAGCGGCUGGACAGCUCUUAAGCACGCAAAAUAUCGUUUCGUCGGCAGCUGGAGCAGGCGCCACAGUCCUGCCACUGGCUAUAACAACUCGUGGCAGCACAGCUGGCAACAUACUCACUGGCACUAUUACACCGCUUAAGAAUGCCAGCGCCAUAACAGUGGGGAAAGUAAUGGCUACAGCUAAUGCAUCAAACUUGGAUGGCAGCGGCAGUGGUGCGAGUGGUGGCAGCAUUAUCACCAGCAGCGCCGGGCCACCGACAAAUGUUUACAUACAUCAAGCAGUGUCAGCGCAGCGUCAGCAUGGGUCUAGUGUAAGUGUAAGCGCCACCAAUUUACAUGCACCACCGACAGCCUCAAGCAGCAACACUACUGUGCUCACAACAACAGGAGGCGGUGGUAAUAUGUCCACCUCAGCGGGUGCUUUCUUGCCGCAAGGCGGCACAAUCUAUUAUGAAUCGGUACCGGCUAGCUCUGUGCAAGUAUCAACUGGAGUGCUUUCACUCAGCACCACUACUGUUACAAGUAGCGCUUUGCAACCAGCACAGAAUCAGUUAGCAAACGCAUCGUCGGCUACGAAUCUAGCAAUCUCGUCGUUGCCAUUUGUUGCUUCAGCAGCUUCGCAUACGGGAAAUUCAACGCCCACUUUUACAGUAGUGCCUUCAACAGGUGGGCGCUCUAUCGCCCAGUUGCAGAUACCAGUCUCCAGCGCCGCAGGUACCCAAAUUCAGUCAGUGCCAUUGCGUUUUAGCGCGCAGUUGGCAUCAGCAGCACAGGUCGGCGGCAAUGCAAGCUCCUCCAACACACUUACGGCCGAUGCCAUAUCCGUGUCACAAGCCACACAGCAAUUGUUGCAACAAAGUGGGGUUGCAGCUGGCCAGCAGUUGCUAAUACCCGCUUCAGCAGCGCAUCAAGCUGGUGCUGGCACGACUACAGCUACGCUUACUGGCACGCAAGGACAGCACGUUGUUAUACCACUGCAGACGUCGAUUAAAUUAACUGGCGGCAGCGCGGGAUCAGCCAUGGUGUCCAAUUUUCUACGCAAACGCGAUGCGGAUGGAUCCCCCAUACGAGCUGCGAAAAAUCUUGCACCAACAUUGCUAUCAAUGGGUGGUGGAGGUGGCGGUGGCGCGAUCUUAACGAGCGCGGCUGGCUCCCCGGCAGCUUCUUCUGUAGGUAGUAUUUUCAGCAUAACUUCUGUGGCAUCAUCAUCGGCUUCCUCAAUGAGUUCAGUACAAACUACGACAUCGUCUGCGCUUACAACAGAGGCUUUGGCUAAGAAAGAUCGCGCACAAGCAGCGGCCACUGGUAAUGUUAUUGGAGUGCAGAGAGCAGCACGUGGUGAGUCGCCUGUUUCAUCGGAUGGCUCCACAACGGUGUCGGCGAAUUCAUCACCCGGCGUUGAUCAGCAAAUACAGGAUGGUAAUAUGUUGAUGGGUAAUAAUAUGGGGCAAGGCGCAAACGAUGCAACACAUUUUAAUCCCAUAAAUGAGCUGUAUGCGAAUCACCAUGGGAACGUUAAUAUGCACCAAAAUGUGCUUAUGAGUGGAGGCGGCGACGGCACACCCAUCAGCUCACGCAACUCUUCGCUGGAUCAUCAUCAGCAAUUGCACGCACCGAUGGCGUCAAGCUCGGCUCGUCUCAAUGGUGGGCCACCCGAAUGUACGACGCGCAAAAAGUCCAGACGCUCAACGUAA